Messenger RNA from Nothoprocta perdicaria, 4020 nucleotides. It is a transcript of the gene SLC25A38, whose product is annotated as solute carrier family 25 member 38. The record is from RefSeq and is a predicted model, not a curated record. Gene Ontology annotation, cellular component: mitochondrial inner membrane; mitochondrion. Gene Ontology annotation, biological process: glycine import into mitochondrion. The transcript is spliced from 7 exons. Lineage: Eukaryota; Metazoa; Chordata; Aves; Tinamiformes; Tinamidae. Gene Ontology annotation, molecular function: glycine transmembrane transporter activity. The coding region runs from base 77 to 991 and encodes 304 amino acids.
CAGCAGAAAAUAAAGAGUCUUGAGAGCUGAAGCACAUUUAAAAUAAAUCACCUAAUUUCAGUGGCCAACUUCCUAAAUGAUGGAGAAAGACAGGCCUCCCCUGCUCCAGGCUCAAGAUGUAGAAGACAAAGUAGAAACAUUAAUGAUGCAUCCAGUCCUGAAGGCCUUUGUGUGUGGUUCCAUCAGUGGCACUUGCUCCACUCUCCUGUUCCAGCCCCUGGACCUGCUGAAAACCCGCCUGCAGACAGCGCAGCCUGCCGGGCAUGGGUCCAGUCGUGUGGGGAUGGUAACGCUGCUCUUAAGGGUGGUUCGUACGGAGAGUCUCCUGGGACUCUGGAAAGGUGUCUCUCCGUCUUUCGCAAGAUGCAUUCCUGGAGUGGGGAUCUACUUCAGUACUUUGUACACCAUGAAGCAGAAGCUUCUCGUGGACCGUUCGCCCACAGCCCUGGAGUCUGUUUUUCUGGGGGCCACUUCCCGCGCGGUGUCUGGGAUCUGCAUGCUGCCAGUGACCGUGGUGAAGACCCGGUAUGAGAGUGGGAGAUUUGGCUAUGAGAGUGUAUAUGGAGCUCUGAAGAAUAUCUACCAAACGGAGGGGGCUCGUGGUAUGUUCAGUGGGCUCACAGCCACCCUGCUGCGGGAUGCUCCUUUCUCUGGCAUCUACCUGAUGUUCUACACRCAGACCAAAAAGCUCACCUCUCAGGAUCAGCUGGAUCCAGCACUGAUGCCCCUGCUGAAUUUUGGCUGUGGGAUCUUUGCGGGAAUCUUGGCCUCGCUCUCAACGCAGCCCGCUGAUGUCAUCAAAACACACAUGCAAUUGUACCCACAAAAGUACCACAGAACGGUGCACGCCAUCGCCUUCAUCUACAAGGACUUUGGGUUGGUCGGCUUCUUCCGAGGCGGCGUGCCCCGGGCCUUACGGCGCACGCUGAUGGCAGCCAUGGCAUGGACCGUGUAUGAGCAGAUGAUGGAAAAGAUGGGCUUGAAAUCUUGAUUGAGUUGCAGUAGAAAUGACCAGCCUCACUCCUUUUCCUGCUUGCUGUGAUCAACUGGCACUGCGAAGUUCCCAGUUCCACGGAUGAAUGGUGUUUCUUCCAGACAGGAAGAAUAAAUCCCUUUUGAGAUGGGGAUUGGGCCUUUUGGCAAGUAGAGGAAAGACGGACUGGAUUGCCACAUCAUUUGAGUAAUGCAUUCCAGAAGGACUGCACUUGCCGAGGCUACCAUGGGAAAGGGCAGGAUUUCCUCAGCCUGGGAACUAGAUGAGCUCCCUGUUCAAAUAGCUUGUGCUCACUACCUUUAUGCAACGACAAAUUUCUCAGCAGAAGUGUUAGAGGAGAAAACAGCGAAAACUGACUGCAGAACUGCCAGUCUGUUCCUUACUGCUAUGGCCRUUAAGGCCAUGUUGAUUCACCAUCUGAUGUAGAUCCUCCUUCCUCAUAGAAUUUGUUCUCACGGGGAAAUGUUGCAGAGGAUGUUAGGAGACUGGCCUGAUCUCUUAAUGCCUGCAUUACAGGGGUAAGUGGAAAAGAAACAAAACGCUAAAAGCAAGCUGGGAAUACGGUCUGUGUAGUCGCUUGCUAUGCUUGAGCAGAGAAGGAAACUGCAAUCUCCUUGUUAUACUUGUUUUUACCUAAAUGAGCAUCUUAACACUCUUCAGGASUGCUUCUGCCUCUACAGCAGUGCUUGCACAUGAGUUAAGAAACAUGAGGGACUUUAAAGUUGAAGGAGAGAGAGUUAAUUGCUACCAAAGUUGUAUUAAUUUCCUGCAAAACAUUCUUCCUGAUGGCCUGUUUCAGGAAUAUUCCAGAUUAUAUUUUAUUUAUUCAGUUCUACUGCAUUCUUACCUACUUCGUAUCUUCCAUUUGCUGAUCCCCAGUCUCCACUGUCAGUGGAAGCUGCUCCUUACAUGUUGUUUUUAGGAUCAUAAUGUGUAAAUGUAUAACGGAACCAGAUAUUGGCACUUCAGAUUCCACUGAGAAGCUGUUGUUCACUGCAUGAGGAAUAUCCUUGGUUUUGGCAAGAGAAGGCUCUCCUUUUCUGUAAACUUUCUCCAAAGUUUUAAGGUCUCUGAGGGUUCAGUAGGGAAUUUCAGCUCUGGGCACCACACAAACCCUGGCCAGUUUCCUAGAUGACCCUUCUCUCUUUGAAGGUAGUCUGUUCAGAUUUCAGGGUUCCUGCUGCUACACUGGGAGUCAAACCUACUCUUUGCCUCAGCUGUGCCUUUUCCUCAUUGCUGCGUUGCUGCACAGACCUGAGAGUGUGGGCUUUCCAAGGUCAGGGGCAGCGUGUUCCCUUCUUCACUUGUGCCUCCGUGCUGCCUGGCUGAGUUGGGGCUCUUGCAGCUGCAAAGGUGGAUGUGGAAGUCUGCAACCUAUUCCAUCAUGUGCCUUGCAGACAACGUAUCACCAGUUCUCACUUUCUCAAGUAUCUAUGGGUAUGAAAAUUUACUUGAGAACAAGAGCAGAAAUCUCUAAAUACGAAGACGUGACAUACUCUAGCUAUACAGGCAACUAGUAUUACCUACUGGUUUUUAAGUUUUAAGUGUAAUGUGCAUAAUCACUGCUUGCCCUGACAGCCUCUUGAACAUGAGAUUUAGGGAGGGCACAGGUUGAACCAGAGUUCAGUCCCAAGAAGGCAUCAGGACUGUCAGAAAGCUAAAUGGAGGGAAGAGUCCAAGGGGCCGGCCAGAAGCUUGGAAGGUGCUGCCUCUUGUCAGCCUUCUCCCACCCGUGGUGGAGGACGGGCACUACACAGCACGGGAAUCUCUCAGAGGGGCAGGAGGCUCCUGUGUGCAUUUGUAUUAAGAACAGAGCACUACAUCAGAUCAUUUCAGUCAGAAUCAGGCUGUGGCUAACAAGUCACCAGGUUCCCUGUGCUGCUUCUGACCAUCAGACAUGGGGACAGAUCAUUUGCUGUAGCCUAGAUAUGAAGAACUUUUCCUUUUUUUUUUUUUUCUUUUGCUGUCCCUCCAGCUCCUGGUAACCUGAAGGGUGAUCAGCAGUGGAAACUGCUGUUUAUUGCCCCAAACACUACAAGCUCAGAGUGGGAGAAUAAAGUUUAGCAGCCCUGGCAGAGUAAGGUGUCAACGGCAUGGGAUCAAACCAAAGUAUUAUCCUCGAAGGCUGAAUUCAUUUGGGGCUUUUUGAAUCUGUUGUGCGAAGCUGAUCUGUUUCUCAUCGUGGGCUAUGGACGUGUCCAGGGAUGUGGAAGGUGUCCUGCAAGAGGCUUCAUCAAUGUUGUAGUUCCUCAUUUARCAAUGCAUCAGAAGCCUGAAAUGCAGUAAUGCCUCAGGAGCUUUUAGGCCCUAUACGCUUACCAGGUCAAGUAACAAAGAAUUAGAGGAUAUAUACAGACAUGCCAAAAGGUCUUAAAUUGUACUGGGUUUUGUUAGAUUUCUUCUUGAGAAAAACUUUUCCUUCUCUCUCUGCAUCCCCAGYUUCCCCUGCCAUCCUCCCUUGCUUUUUGGAAGAUGAAAGCUCUUCCUUGUUGCAGCAGUGUGAAAAAGUAAUGCCUUUGACUUGCGACUUAGUCUGRGCUUCUUGGAGUUUAAGAAAUAGAGAGUCUGAGCUGCUCUGUUUCACGGAAACCUUAGUACUGCAAAUCCAAAAUCCUUCCCAUGUUUGUGUUGGGAGAAUGAGUUCUGCAGUGCAAGUUUGUUUUUUCUUCAGUAUUUCUUUUGUCAGGUCUCCUAUAUGUUGGAGAAAAGCCUGACGUUCUGCUUGGAGGUAUUCUGAAAGUUGUAUGAACAUACACAGGCACAAGACUAUUUUUAAGCUCUACUSCUUACCCUUCUUCCUCUUUGCUCUCCACGAAAACACUGUCUCUAAAGUGAUCCGUUGGCUUUACUUCUCAAAAGCUAUAGCAAGUUAAGAAAGGUAAAUGUGUGAACUUGAAGAUUAGUCACAUUGUUCUUGAGAUCACAUGCUUCUCAUUAACCACAAAUAGCCUUCGUACAAYUGGAAUCAACAUAAAACCAGUAAAGUUUCAGAGACUGGUGCUGGAUCACUCACCUACAUUUUCCCA